AUGAAAUUUUUGACCUUAGUUGCUGGCUUCAGUGCCGCAUUCGCAGCUGUCUCUGCUCAAAGCAGCAACCAAUCCAUUUGUGACAAAUACACAACCGCUUUGUUGAAGGACAACAACGCCACAAACCAAAAGACAGUUUUGACCUUGGUUGUCAACACUGCUUUGAUCGGUACCUACUCAAACGCAACAGGUGCACCAAAGAACAACGUUACCGGUAUCUUGAACAACGGUACAUACGGCGGUCAACCCGUCAGCCUUCUCAAAUUCUUCGACGGUUCAUUGAAGAGCACAAACAGAAAUGGUAACCCAACCGCAGUUAACUUCUUGGACGGUGGAGGUGCUGAACCUUUGAAGAUGAACAUGCCCGCAAAUGAUUCAUCUUCCAACCAAUACACUUUGGUUACCCACUUGUACGAAUUCUUCGGUACUCUUUUGGGAUGCUCAGACCAAACACAAAACGGACCAUUCAUGACUUACCAAGGUGUUCAAUCCAUGUCUCAAGUCCAUCGUUUCAUGAACUUGGACGAAACUGAAAUGAACUACUUUAUCGAACAAGUUGGUAUGUCUGCAACUUCAUUCGGUGUCUCAGACGCAGAUGCAAUGACAGUUGGAAACAGUUUGAACAAGACUUUCAACUACAGAUGUGCACCACCAGUCGUUCUCGGCCCUGGUUUCGCAAACGUCAGUCAAUCUACAUGUCUUGCAGCUGACUGCAUGGUUUACAGCCCACCAGACUGCAACCAAAUGGGUGACAGUUACCCCAACGGUACAAACAACGCUCAACCUCAAUCUGCCGCCGCAUCAGGCUCAAGCUCAGGCAGCAGUGGUAGCGGUGGUAGCGGUAUGAGCGGUAAGGAUGGUUCUUCAUCUUUGAUCGUCAACUUCGUUGGUGCUUUGGCUUUGGCUGCUGCCGGUGCCAUUGCUGUUAGCUUGUAAACUCAGUUGACUGCAACGUAAACACCCUUUUUUCAUUAUCAAUCAUCAAUCAAUAAUCCCUUUUGCCUUAUCUAUUUCAUCUUCCAUUCAUCGUGACAUCAUUUGUCAUGGUGACAAUCCCCAUUCACUUGCAAGCAUAGUGACCUGUACUCACACCUCCAGAUACCACAUAGCUUGAAUUUGAUACUCCUUACCGAACAACAA
Molecule: messenger RNA, 1140 nt
Organism: Meira miltonrushii
Lineage: Eukaryota; Fungi; Basidiomycota; Exobasidiomycetes; Exobasidiales; Brachybasidiaceae
Exons: 1
Coding region: 1-936 (311 amino acids)
Source: RefSeq, a predicted model, not a curated record